Molecule: messenger RNA, 15764 nt
Organism: Hemibagrus wyckioides
Lineage: Eukaryota; Metazoa; Chordata; Actinopteri; Siluriformes; Bagridae
Gene: pcloa
Product: piccolo presynaptic cytomatrix protein a
Exons: 26
Coding region: 223-12483 (4086 amino acids)
Biological process (GO): protein localization to synapse; presynaptic active zone assembly
Cellular component (GO): axon; GABA-ergic synapse; glutamatergic synapse
Molecular function (GO): metal ion binding; protein binding; structural constituent of presynaptic active zone
Source: RefSeq, a predicted model, not a curated record
CGAGGACUAGAGGAACCGCGCGCAGAGACACCGUUCUCGGUAAAACAGAGAUGCGCGUUAUUGACCAAAGCUCUCGGACAGCGAGUCGCGCAAAUACGGAUGUGAAGACGGUGUAACAUGCCGUGGAGAGCCGCGGACACCGACCUUACUGCCUUCUCCCAACCUGUGAAUCCGUAUCUCUGAAGGAGAAGGUAGCUACAGGAAGGGGAAGAGGUUUUGAUCAUGGGGAACGAGGCGAGCAUGGAGGGUGGCGACGGCGCGCUUGCCGGGGAGCUCACAGGUCCAGAGGCGGAGCUCAGCCGCCUGAGCGAGGAGGAGCGGAGGAAGCUCAUCAGCACCAUGGCAGAGGCGCAGGCCAGGUCUUCAGAGCAUCAGCCGUCUGGAGGAAGAGGUUCUGGGGGCCUCAGUAAGAGUCGAACAGUAGAUGCAUUCGGAGAGGGUCCACCUCCCAAGCCAAAGCCAGGACGCAGCCCUUCCUCCCUUAGCCUUCUUGAGUCCCGUUUUCGGCAAGAGCCCAAAGACCCUGAGCAGCCUCGCACCGGCAUGUUUUCCUCAUCCUUUCUAAGUGGGGUUUCGUCCGCUGUCUCCUCUGCUAGCAUCCCCAAAUUCAGCCUUUUUGGUGAUGAUGAAGAGGAUGCAGCCAAACAGGGACCAAAAUCCCCUGGCCCACAGCAAGGUUCGUCCAAAGGACAAGGACCCCCAGGGCAGAAACAGGGAGCUGCACCGCAGGGACCUGGGGGAAAGCCUACUGGGCCUAGUCCUGGACCUGGGCCUCAACAGCAAGGACCUAAACCUAAAGACUCUGGGCCCCAGCAACAAGGUCCUGCUAAAACAGAUAAAGGAGGAUCCGGCAAACCAGGUGGGCCACAGCAAGGCCCAGCCAAAGCUGCACCUCACCCUGGUGGGACUGCACAACCUGGUGGACUGCUUUGUCCUCUAUGUAAAACUACUGAACUAAACUUGCAGGCCAAAGACCAGCCACCCAACUACAGCACCUGCACACAAUGCAAACAACAGGUGUGCAGUCUGUGUGGAUUUAGUCCUCCUGACUCAGAGGGUAAAGAAUGGCUAUGUCUAAACUGCCAAAUGCAAAGGGCAAUGGGGGGUAUGGAACCUCCUGGCCCUCCAAUGAUGAAACAGCCUCCCAAGCAGGGCUCGGCCCCUCCAUCUCCACAGAGGAAGGAACCACCAGCUGGGUUGCCCUCAAAAGAUGAACCAGGUAAGAAGCCCCCAAUGCUGACCAAGCAGCAAAGCAUGUCGGAUACAGGAAAAGGAGCCACUCCACCACAAACUCCCAAACAGAAGAGUACUGGUCCAGUGGCACAACAGAAGCCCACUAAAGGCCUGGAGGAAGCACAACCUGGACCAAAAGGUGGACAGCAGCCAUCUCCACUUCAGAAAGCUGAACAGAGUCCAAUGGGCAGUCCCCAACCCUCUCCUGCAAAAACCACCCAAAAGCAGGAUGGUGGUGGCUUUUUUGGAGGCUUCGGUCUUGGAGGGUUGACAGACAUGACAAAACCUCCUGCAGAGUCAGUUACAGGGAAAUUAUUUAGUGGUUUUGGCUCAUCCAAACCACAGGGUGGCACUGCGCCACAGGCAAGUGACUCAGUUACUGGGAAGCUUUUUAGCGGGUUUAGCGGACUGACUGAAACACCUAAGCCACCCGUGGCCACUUCUCAGUCAACUGAGGGUGUAUCUGGAAAGAUGUUUGGGUUCGGUUCAACCAUCCUAGGCUCAGCCACCAACCUCAUCACUGGGGAAGAACCGAAGUCUCCUCCAGGGUCAUUGUCUGACUCCACCAUUGGCUCUGGAUCAAAAUCUACUCCAGGCUCUCCUCUAGAUUCUGCAUCCCCACCAGACACCCCACCAGUCUAUUCCAAAGAGCCUACUUCACCCAAACCUGAGUCCACUGAUGAAAAAGUCCUAGCAGAUAAACCCAUCUCAGAAGCUGCAAAAACAGAAGAGCCUCAGACAACCUCCAACUGUCCACUCUGUAAAGUUGAACUCACUGUGGGAUCAGCAGAUGUGCCCAGUUACAGCACCUGCACAGAGUGCCAGAAAACUGUCUGCAACCUUUGUGGAUUCAACCCCAUGCCACAUCUCUCAGAGAAUGAGUGGCUAUGCCUGAACUGCCAGACCCAAAGGGCUCUCUCUGGACAACUUGGGGACAUGCCACCUCCACCUUCUCCUUCAAAGAUGCCAGCUAAAUCCCAACCUACCCCUCCCUCUUCCCCAGCCAGAACUGUCUCCUCAACUCCUUCAACUCCUGCUCCUACUGUCACUGCUUCCCCAUCCAAAGCACUCGUUCGGACCCCUAGUGUAACUCAGGCUCCAGCUGACAAGUCUGAGCAUGACUCAGUCACAGCUGAUGCUAAGCUUGUAGUAGAGUCAGCUGCAGUGAAACAGGACGAGGAGAGCACACAGAAAAAAGAAGAUGCUGCUAGGCCUGUGGAAGACAAAGAGAUUCUGAUGAAACCUAAAAACAAAGACAGCGACAGUCAAGAGUAUAGCCCUACAAGUCCUUCAGAUUUGGCCAAGUUAGAGAGUACUGUUCUUCCAAUACUUGAAGCUAAAGCAACAUCUACUAAAGAUCAGUUACAAAGUGAGUCAGUCAUCACUGAAUGCCAAAUGGAGGUGUCCCCAAAGGACUCUCCAAAACUCACCUCCGAAGAAGACAUUCACAGAAAUGAUCAAGAAGAAGUGAAUGAUGCUGUAGGCCCUACAAAAGUGAGGAAAAAGCUGCUUGUCCCAACAGAACUUAAACAAAAUUUUCUGGAUGACAGUAGUGAGGGAGAAUCUUCACCGCUCACUGAUAAUGAAAAUAAACCAGGUGAAGUAAUAGAAAGGGACAGUGCAGGGUCAUCAGAUAAAGAUAUUAUGGCGAUAAGUAUUCAUGAGGACUUAUCACUAUCUGUUGAGGAAAACCUUACUAAACAGAAAAUAAUUGAUCAUGAAAAUAAGCUACUAGAAGAAGAUGUAAAGAAGGAUAUCAAGAAGAAUGAGUCAAGCAAGGCAAGGGGUCUUGUCAAAAACAGUAGUAUUAACCCUGAAGAAGAACUAGACUGCAAAAGUAUCAUUUCUGUGGCUAAAAUUGAGGAACUAGGUAAAAGAGAACAGACCACAGAAGACAAUGGUGCUGGCAUUCGCCAUUUCAAAACAAUCGAACUCAACACUGUGGCCACUGUUCGUCAGGCUUCAGAUGAUGGUGAACUUGAGAGCCUUACAGAUUCCCCUGAUGACAGGUCUAGAGGGGAAGGCUCCUCAAGCCUACAUGCAUCUAGUUUUACUCCAGGCACUUCUCCAACCUCACUAUCUUCUCUUGAUGAAGACAGUGAUAGCAGCAGUCCAAGCCAUAUUAAGAGCAGUGGUGAAGGCAAACAGCACAGGAAAGCCAAGCACCGGCAGCCAGGCCAAAUGCUACCUACCAUUGAAGAUUCAUCAGAAGAAGAAGAGUUGCGUGAGGAAGAAGAGCUCUUAAAAGAACAGGAGAAGCAAAAGAAUUCCAGUAAGAAAUCAAAGAAAGAUAAAGAGGAAAUACGAGCACAGAGAAGGCGAGAGCGACCUAAGACUCCACCAAGCAACCUUUCACCAAUUGAAGAUGCCUCUCCAACAGAAGAGCAGCGUCAGGAAGCAGAGAUGGAGGAAUUCCGUAGAUCCUCUUGUUCAGAUUUCUCCCCAAGCAUGGAAUCUGAGCCAGAAGGUUUUGAGAUUCUUCCAGAGAAGAUUGCUGCUGUUCAAAAAGUGUAUCAUCUGCCAACAUCUGUCUCUUUGUAUUCUCCAACAGAUGACCAACAUGCUAAUAAGCAAUCCAGGGAAAUCACAGAAAAUCAGCCUUUGCACACUUCAUAUGACGCUUACGAGGAGAUAAUGCUCAGAACAAAAUCUCCAACUAUAGAGGACAUUCCACCUGGAAAAGAGUCUCUAUAUGGCGGUAUGCUAAUUGAAGAUUAUGUCUAUGAAUCGCUGGUUGAAGAAACACAUGUAGAGAAAGAACAAGAUAAAAUUUCUGUGCCUGAAAAAGCAAGAAAAUUGAGAUCACCAGAUGAAGUAUAUGAGGACAUGAUGCAGAUAAAGAAAGAGAUGUUGCUUAAAGAGCAACAGCUAAAAGAAAAUAAUGCAAUGAAAGAAUUCCACACAACAGACACAACUGAAGAUGGUGUCUUUUCUUGUACCAAAGACACACCUGACACAAGACAAGAGACCAUCUCCACAAGCAUUUCUGGCCAGUUUGGGAAGGAUGGGAAACCACUGUUAAAUGCAGAGGAAGCCUAUGAGGAGCUUAUGAAAAAACAGAGAGCAGUCCUGACACCAGGCACCAGCCCAACACAAACAAUUCCUGAUUUCAGUGACAGAGCACAGGAAAUAGAGGUUACUACUUCUGCAAAAACAGGGACUUUUCCUCAAAGAAGAAUUCUCCCUAUACCGGAUCUUACAGUGACUCAGUGUUCCUCAGGUGAAGAGGAAUCUGGUGAAGAGAGCCCUGCAGAUCAAAAUCAGGAUGAUAAAACAGUUUCAGUUUUUACAUCAGAUUCUACACCUACUGCAGUGACUGAGCCAUCAUUUGAUGUCACGUUAUCUCAGGAAAGAACUGAACCUUCCGUUUCAAAGCCAGCUUCAGAGCCUGUUAUGGAUUCCAUUUCAUCAAGUGAAGAAUCAACAUCACAGCCAGGGUCAUCACAGGCUCCCAUGGUUGAACCAACAGACCAGCCUGGUGUUGUCGAUUUGUCAAAGUCUUCAGUCUUGACUCAAGAGAAUUCUUCACUGAUUCCUAGUGUAGUUUCUAGACCUUCUGUUCCAGUUACAUCACCUUUACCCACUGUACCACAAUAUGCUCCAACAGUACCCAGUGUAAUAUCGACUGCCCCCCCUGUCCCUCCCAAGCCAGUAGUCCUACGUAGGGGCGCAUCUCAGGAAAAAACAGAUAUUCCUGCUCCCCCUCCUCUGCCACCACCUACUCUACCUAAGCCUGCUCUUUAUCCCAAAAAGAUUCCACCUCAGGUUCCACAAAGAACAGUUGUAGCUGGUAUUCCAAGUACAGGUCCAAGUGCACCGAUGAGGCACCCUAUGGCACCAAAUUACAAGCCACAUGCUCCUCCCCCUGUCCCACCAAAGCCAUCCACAAUUCCCGCAGGCCUGACAUUUAGCCAUAGACCAGUUGAGGCAGUCAAGCCACCCAUAGCUCCAAAACCCAUGUCAAAUGCCCAGCCACUUUCUUCUAUUUAUUCCCCAGUCAGACCAAGCAUACUCCCAACGAGCAGUGAAGAUGGUGCUUUGAAUCUGAGUCCUGCAUCUGAGAUUAAAACAGGGCCUACGUCACCAAUAAAAACCCCUACAUCUCCUAGGUUUGGGAAGUCAUUAUAUGAUACUUAUGUGGUUAUUACUCUGCCAUCCCAGCCUGGUUCACCCAUAGAGGGUGUCACUACCCAAGCCCCAACAAGUUCUGGUCCCUCAUCACCUAGCAAACAGUCUCAUUUACAGUUUGAUUUUCAGUCACAGCCACAAACACAAGUACCACCACAGCCUCAAAUAACUAGAGUACCGUUAGCUUUCACAAAAAUAACAGAAUCAAUAGAAAGACAAGAAAUAUGUGAUCCAGAAAAGGUCAUUUCAAGCAUGAGUCAUGUCAUUGAGGCAAUUUCAGCUGCACAGCCUUCAUCUGUAACUCCAAAUGUUGAUGUCCAGGUAGUAACUACUGAAGUCCAAAGAACAACAGUGUCUGUUAUGCAUGGAAAAACACCUCCUCCACCUACAACUCCAAGAGCCUUUGGGAUACCAGCAGUCUCAGGAGACAUAAAAUCUCAACCAGUAGCAGUACAGAAUGGACAUGCUUAUCAUUCAGGAGUGAUUGUUGAUCUGCGCGCUCCAAAAUCAGAUGCAGAGAUAUGCAUGAAAGGUAUAGAUCUGUCAUCAUCAGAGUCACAACGGCAGUCCUUCCUGGCUGAUGGGCGACAGCAAAGUGCAGUACAGUCAUCUAUAAUAAACUUGAGCACUGAUACUUCAUCAGUGUCUGUUGCAACUGACAGCAUGACCAUUGUCACUUGUACAGCUACUAUAGCAUAUGCCAACAAUAAUCUUUCUCAUGCCACUUCAUUGCCUCUACAACUAACAACAGCUAAAUCCUUUGAACCCGUUUCCCAGAUUAUUUAUCGUCCUGUUGAUUCUCAGCCAGAAAAACCAAUAAAUCUUUCCACAGCUCUAGGUAAAUCACAUUCUGUUCCUGUGACAACAGCCCCUACAGUUGCAAAUAAUGGUGUUAGCACAAGUAUUCCACCUCAACUGGAAACUUGUGCAUCUGGUGCAGUUGACCUCACAACAGUUAAGCCAGUACAGACUAUGGUGUCUGUAGAUGGUUCCUCUUUAGAUGUGGUUACAACAGUGAUCACAGAGGAUGAUGGCAAGCCAGUAGACCUAACAGCAGGAAGACGGGCAGUGUGUUGUGAUGUAGUGUACAAACUUCCAUUUGCUGGUAGCUGUGCCACUCAGCAACCCUCAACUCCAUUGCCAGAGGAUCGUUUUGGCUACAGAGAUGAUCACUACCAAUAUGAUCGCUCUCCAUAUGGCAUGAGAGGACUUGGUGGAAUUAAGCCUUCUAUGUCUGACACAAAUUUGGCAGAAGCUGGCCUCUUCCUGUACAAAAGUAAGAAUAGGUAUGACUACAACGGGGAAAUGGAGGGUGCGGUAGAUCUUACAUCUGGAAAAAUGUCUAUAGCAGGUGAAGCUGUGGAUUACUCAAGCAAAGCUACAGGGGUACUUACUGGAGCUACAAUCCCACAAUACUCUCAAGCCAGAAUAACUGUUGCUGUUGGAACUCACUUUGGAACUUCUAGUGUUCUGAGAUCUUCAAAUGGUGUAGUUUACUCCUCUGUAGCAGCACCAGUUCCUUCUACAUAUGCUAUAACUACCCAACCUGGAUCUAUUUUCAGUACAACAUACAAUUCUCUUUCAGGCAUGCACACUAGUGACACAAUGCCAUCAUUAUCAAAUCUGCAAAAUCAACCCCUCACUAGAUCACAAAGUUUCUUUUCCACUCUUGCUGUGACUACAUCAGAGGAGCAAGAUGACAUGCCUUUGAACUUGGAGAUAAGUGUUUCUAAGGAUAUUUUCCCUGCUGGUCAAACAGAGAAAGCUCCAUUGAUAACCACAGCAGCAUCACUGGACUACACAGAUGCCUCACUUGAGGCAAUUGCAGCGUCACUAGAAGCUCUCUCCUCACCCAUGAUUCCAGGUGAUGAAAAGUAUCAGAUGGAACGUGAGCUUCUUGAGCUGGAGAAGAUAAAACAGCAACGUCUUGCUGAGGAACUAGAAUGGGAAAGGCAAGAAAUCCAGCGCUUUCGGGAGCAGGAGCAACUUCUAGUACAGAAGGAGCUUGAGGAACUCCAGGCCAUGAAGCAGCAGAUCCUGUAUCAACAAGAGGAAGAGAGGCAAGCUCACCUCAUGAUGCAAAAAGAGACAUAUGCUCAGCAACAGGAGCAGUUGGAACAGAUUCAGAGACUCCAAGAGCAGCUGAGGCAGCAACUAGAGGAGCAAAAGUAUAGACAAAUGUAUCCGGGUGAGGUCCACGAGCAGACGCUUGGUCAUAUUGUAGGGACAGACAAAAAGAUGGACAGUGGUUGUCAGACUGAUGAAGAAGACAAUACAGAGAAAGCCUACACUGCUGGAAGAAAAAAGAAGAAUGCCAAGAAAAGUGUAGAUAGUUGUGUACAAACAGAUGAUGAAGACCAAGAUGAGUGGGAUGUUCCCACACGUGGCAGGCGUAGCAGACCACGAGGUGGUAAAUACAGUUCUGGUGAUAGUUGUGGAGUUUCAGUGCAGGCACUUACCGAAAUUUCUGUACAGACAGAUUCCUCAGGAACUCUUAAAGGGCACACUGUGCAGACGGACACUAGAAUUGAUUUUCCUAACUCUGAUAGAACUUCUCCUAAGAGACGCCCCACCCCUUUAGAAAUAAGCCAGUCUCCCCACCUCAAAACAGAAAACUCCUGUCUGCAGGUUUCUCCUGUUCCCCCCAAAUCCCCCAAAGUCCUUUAUUCACCAGUAUCUCCUUGUAUGUCCCCUAGUAAAUCUCUUGAAUUUGUUUCCUAUGAAAAAUCAAGUGGAGACACAAGCCCACAGAAAAUAUAUUCUGCAGAUCCAUCCAUAGGGGUCCCUGGUAGUCCGAGGGCAAAAGUCAUGCAGCGGUCACUGUCUGACCCAAAACCUAUGAGUCCUACUUCAGAAGAGAGAGCAGCCAACUUCCAAUAUUCCGAGGGUUACUCCGGUAAAGGAUCUCCAAGUAGCACUCCUACUGGCACACAAAAGAAAGUGAAGCGAACCCUUCCUAACCCACCUUCAGAGGAGGAAGCAGCUAAUACUGGCCAAACGGCAUACAGCACUGCUUCUGCCCGUCGCCGCCUUUGUCGAAGCUCCAACAUGGCAAGGGCAAAAAUUUUGCAGGAUAUUGACCGUGAACUGGAUUUGGUAGAACGGGAAUCCUCUAAACUUCGUAAGAAACAGGCCGAAUUGGAUGAAGAAGAGAAAGAGAUUGAUGCUAAACUGCGCUAUCUGGAGAUGGGGAUCAACAGAAGGAAAGAUGCUUUGCUUAAAGAAAGAGAGAAGAGAGAAAGGGCAUAUCUACAAAGUGUUGCAGAGGACCGUGACUACAUGUCUGACAGUGAAGUGAGCAAUAUACGAGAGACAAGAAGAAGUGAGGGUAGAGGGGAAGUGAGUGAACUUGGACUUGAAAGACCACAUACCGCUCCACAAUCAGAACUAGAUGAGUUUGUUCCUCCACAGACUAAAUAUGAAUAUGGCAAGUACUCCCAGUAUCAUUACCCACAAUAUCAGCAGUCCUUGUACCAGGCUCAACAGCCCUUCCAGUCCCAAUCCAUCUAUUCUUCUGUGCCCUCUCUGACUGCUUCACAGCAGCAAAGCUACCACCAAAUGUUGCUACUACAGCAAAAGGCAAGACAACAAGCUGCACUUUUGUCUGAACUGGAUGCCACCAAAGUGGCCACCAACUAUGAAAACUCAUCCUAUCUGGGAGGGAAGUAUGGCAAUCAUCUUGAUCUGCAUGGCCUGGAAGACCGUGGAGGCAGCAUGGCAGGAAGUCCCAUGUCCAAUGUGUCUGCAGACUCUUUCUAUGCUGACUUAGAUCAACAUCACCAAACACCCAGAAGUUACCUGCUCUUAGAGGAUGCAACUGAUCUUACCAAGAGCACAGCUGGUCUCUCGUCCACCAGUUAUGGAAUUGCUGAGAGGGAACUUGCCAAAGCAGAGUGCCUGCUGAGACGCACAGCAGCAGAUGUUGGCACUGAUUACCUUGGGAGCUCUUCAAGACUUCAUUCCUAUGGAAAAGCACAAGAUGAUGAAGACCCAAUGGAAGAACCAUAUGAGUUGAAGCUACUAAAGCAGCAACUGAAGCAGGAGUUUAGGAGGAGCACAGGAGGGACUGAGAGCUUAGAGCAAUUGGCUAGCCUCUCACAUCACUACACUCCUAGCACAGGUGUAACUAGUGGAGGCUAUAGGGCUUUCCCCAAGACAGAGAAAUACAGCAUAAGUAGAUUAACCUUGGAGAAGCAGGCAGCCAAACAGCUUCCAACAUCCAUGCUCUACCAGAAACACAAAAGUACCAGCAACAUUGGAAAAUACUCUAUCCAGGACAGUAGGGGUUUAGAUACAGAUUAUAGCAGCUACUUGGGAUCUAGUAGUGCCUCAACAAGAUCAAGCAGAUUAUUACAGGAUGAGAUCACUUUUGGGCUUCGUAAAAAUAUUGCAGAGCAGCAGAAGUACCUCGGUUCAACUCUAGGGGUCAAUUUGGCUGGUUCACUCAACUUAGGCCAGAGUCUGAACUUGAGUUCUGGUGUAAGGUCAUCUCUGGGAGAGGACUCUGCUUAUCCAAGUGGGAGUCGCUCCCGGCCUUCUUCUAGGCCUACCUCUAUGUAUGGCCUGGAUCUGUCUAUCAAAAGGGACAUCUCUAGCUCCUCCUUGAGGCUCAAAUCAGAGGGUGACACUUCCUCAGAGACUGCUGCCUAUCAGGCGCCAUCAGGUAGGACAAAGCCUACCAGCUUGCCUAUAGGUCAGGGUGGGCGUGGGCGAAUCCCAAUUGUGGCACAAAACUCUGAGGAAGAGAGCCCACUGAGUCCGGUGGGUCAGCCGAUGGGUAUGGCACGGGCAUCUGCAGGUCCGCUCCCGCCUAUAUCCGCCGACUCCCGUGACCAGUUUGGGUCAUGUCUCUCUCUUCAGGAUCCCCAGCAGCAGCACCUCAGGGAGGACCCUACUAGAGGACGCAGCUAUAUGCUCAUAGAUGACCUGCAGGGCACAAUGUCUGAUAGUGAAGCACUAAGUGAAUCCCUGGUGGGUCUGAACAGAGACGAUCCAGGAAACACACAUGAAAAUAUCACAGACGCAUACCAUCUCCGUCGGGAAGAGACUGACUGGUUUGACAAGCCGCGAGAGGAUGGACAGGGGCUGGACAGGAGACAGAUGAAGUCCCAGCAGUACCCAUUUUCCCAUGCAAGAAUAAAGCUACAGAGGGAUCCUAAAGACCGCAGUGUGUCAGGUCUUUGCAAUGGGCCUGCAGGCAACGGACUGGGCAUCCGCAUAAUCGGUGGUAAAGAGGUUCCAGGCAAUGAUGGAGAGAUCGGAGCAUACGUGGCCAAAGUCUUACCUGGGGGAGCAGCAGAACAGUCUGGAAAGAUUGUAGAAGGAAUGCAGGUCCUGGAAUGGAAUGGCAUCUCUUUGUCUGGUAAAACCUAUGAGGAGGUUCAGGCAUUGGUCAGUCAGCCAUGUUCAGAAGCAGAGCUCUGUGUCAGACUGGAUCUGAACAUGCUGUCAGACUCAGAGGGCUCCCACUUGGACCUUCAUGAGCAGACCAAAGCAGAACGGCCACCACGGUCUCCAGGUGUUGACCCCAAGCAAUUGGCUGCAGAGCUUCAAAAGGUGUCUCAGCAGCAGGCGCCCAGCUCCACAGCCUCCUCACUGACGGCUCUGGACAAAUCCUCGGCUUCAGGAGCUUCCAGCUCUGUGCCAAGCCCCGGGCAGCCUGCUUCACCUUCCGUUAGCAAGAAACGUCACAGCAAGACCUCAGAAUCUGCAAAGACCCAGUCUCACCCGAUCACAGGAGAGAUCCAGCUUCAAAUCAAUUAUGACAAGCAGUUGGGCAACCUCAUUGUUCAUGUUCUCCAAGCACGCAACCUGGCACCACGGGACAACAACGGCUACUCUGACCCCUUUGUUAAAGUCUACCUGCUGCCUGGAAGAGGUCAGGUCAUGGUUGUGCAGAAUGCCAGCGCUGAGAACAAAAGAAGAUCCAAACAUGCCCAGAAGAGCUUGAACCCUGAGUGGAAUCAAACGGUUAUCUACAAGAACAUCCAUCUGGAACAGCUGAGGAAGAAGACAUUAGAGGUCAGUGUAUGGGACUAUGACAAAUGCUCCUCCAAUGAUUUCCUGGGAGAGGUGCUGAUAGACCUGUCCAACACUGCUCAGCUGGAUAAUGUGCCCCGCUGGCUGCCUCUGAAAGAGCAGUGUGAAGGAGAGCACCAUCGGCGCUCACACUCAGGCCAGGGACGCCAACACUCAUCCAAAACGACCAGCGGGCACUCCCCCAAAACAUCUGGGCACAGCAAUCAGGACUCACCUAAAUCCUCUGUCAUCAAGAGUCGCAGCCAUGGCAUCUUCCCUGAUCCUGCCAAGGAUACACAGGUUCCCACUAUUGAGAAAUCUCACAGUAGCCCCAGCACGUCGAAGCCGUCUCCCUCAGAGGGCCAAGCCCGCUCCCAUGGAACCCCGCGCGCUCACGGCAAAAGUGGCGCAUCUCGGGCACACCCUGACGACACCAUGGCAACAGCUGAAGCUGCCAGUGAACAGCAUCGCCUCCAACCAACGUCCCGCAGCCAUAGAUCUGCUGAUGCUCCUGUUACUGCAGCCUCACUGGACAGCGGUCUGAGUGGCAGCGCCUUCAGCCUAUUGGAAGAAGAAGGAGAGACUAACGGAGUGGACAGCGCCAUCUUCCAGGUUCCGAGAUUCGGAAAGAUUCCAAAUGGAACUGACGUCGUGAAGUCAAUACACGGAGAAACUGAGGGUAAAACCCAGGUCAUGGGGGAGAUAAAGAUCGCUCUGAAGAAGGAGAUGAAGACCGAGGGAGAACAACUGGUACUGGAGAUCCUUCAGUGCAGAAACAUCACGUACAAAUUUAAGACUCCUGACCACCUGCCAGACAUGUACGUCAAGCUCUAUGUGGUGAACAUAGCCACACAGAAAAGGAUCAUUAAGAAGAAAACUCGGGUGUGCCGUCAUGACCGCGAGCCGUCCUUCAACGAAACUUUCCGUUUCUGCAUGAACCCCACUGGACAUUCCAUUCAGCUAUUCCUGGUAUCAAAUGGGGGCAAGUUUGUGAAGAAGACUCUGAUCGGUGAGGCCUACGUGUGGCUGGACAAGGUGGACCUGAGGAAGAGAGUGGUCAGCUGGCACAAACUGCUGGCCACCACAGCCCAGAUCCAGUCCUAGAGGAAGCAGAACUGUAGUUUAACACACACACACACACACUCUCUCUCUCUCUCUCUCUCUACAGGCUGUAGAGAAGUUACUACACUGAAAAACUUAGUCCCAUGUGUUUGAGGGAUUAUGCUAAUCUGCAUUGGGGUGAGGUGGGGAACAAGGAGCAGGAAGUGUGUCCUGCAUCUACACCGAUGUGCAUGGGGUUAACGGUAUAGCCUUAAGUAGGAAGUAGAGCAAACCAGGAUAAAGGGUUGUGUAAGUGUUGAGCUGAUUUCCAUACAUCUGUACACACACACAAAUGCACACAAACAUACUCUGACACAAGGCUCACUCACCUGUGUGUGUGUGUAUGUGUGAGCACAUAUAUUUGUAUCAACAUAAAUAGUCACCGGUCCACAAAAGACAGGAUGGGAAUGAAUAUGUUAUGUUCAUUCUUCUUACAUUGCACACUUUUUUUUUUGGACAUCUCACUGCCAAGUUCAGGUUUUGGAGCUCCUCACACAGAGAAAUUAUGUAUCAAUAAACUUUAACUAUCACUCUUAGAAGGAUUUAUUUAUGAUCGUUUGCAGAAGGUAGAUGAAAGCUAUUAUAUUAUUUUUGUAUGAUAGAUUUGAGUCAUUAUUAGAGUCACCUUUAUCACUCUGUUCUCUCUCUCUCUCUCUCUCUCUCUCUCUCUCUCUCAGAUGUUAUAAUUUGUUGGAAGAAGAGAUCAUAUUAGUGGAUUUAAACUAUAUUUUGAAAUAUUUUAUAGAUAUAAAUAGCUGAAAUCUGAUUUACGUGGUGUUGUAGAAAUAUGUUUGGCUGGUAUCUACUCAUAUUUCCUUGCACAGAAAUAGCACUGAUACCCUCGUGACAUUCAAUCUGACUUUGAUUGAGGUAGACCUCUCUUUUAGAAAUGAACCGUUCUGUUGAGACGAGACGAUUCUGGAUGAAUGAUUAUCUACCAGAGAAACUUCUUUGGCUUCAUAAAAUUCUAAGGAGAAUCAGACAGAUCAGCCUUCUAAUUGGCUCCUCUCUUUAUUUCUAUAGGUGAAUGUUGCCAUAGGAUGUUACAAACAUUCAGGUUAAAAAAAAAAACAACAAAACAAAACAAAAAAACAUUCUUCUAGAUGUUUUGCACUUUGUCUCUAGCAUGUCUUGAAUGUAAUGUUCCAUAGUGUAAGACUAUUUAGAGACAGAUUUCCCAAAUUCCCAGUCGAGUGUUGCCAUGCUUGUUCCUAUUACCUCAUUUCCUUAAAUAGUCACUUAAUCAAAAUUCCCAGACUGAAUGUGGUGAGCUAUCUUAAAAUAGAGAGCUUAGGCACAAUGUUUAGGUUGGUUGUUUUAAAGGUCUAAGGGGGAAAAAAAUCAUGCUAGGUCUACUGGGUUCUGUAAAGCACAGCAACGGGUCUGCAUUAUUGGGGAUUUUUAGUUAUUAGUCUGUUUAACUGGUCUUUUGCAAGGAAUCCAAAUGUCAAUAACUCAAGUCAAUAAAUAAUAGUAAUUCGAAUCCAACAAUUGAAUUGAAUGAAUCUUAUAUAAUUAUUAUAAAAAUGCAUUGUGAGUGGAUUUAAAAGCUGCCUGGUUUCUAAUGAUCAAUUAUAUUAUUAAUAUAAUAUUAUUCAAGACAUUUAAAUAACAAGCCUAAUAUUACAUACUUCAUAAAAUGAAUCUGUACCGAAAGGAUCAGCUUGGAAUGUGCUCACAUAAGUCGAGUCAAGAUAAGGACUUGGGUGUAUUUUUUAUUUCUUUUCUUUUCUUUUCUUUUUUUUUUUUUUACUGCAUAUCAAACAACUCAGUGUCUUUUAUAAUUUUCCGAAAAACUCUGUUGCCAUACUCUCUGUACGCAAACGUGUGCGCUUGCAUAAUGUGCCAUGUGUAAGGUAUUUUGUUGUUUUGUUUUCAACUGUCUUGAUCAGUGGAUGCCAUAGUCAUUAUAGUCAUUAACCUGGAUAUAUCAAAACCAGACUCAUCAGUUCAUUUGGUACAGGAAUACAAAUAUGAAGGCCUGGUCACGGGGAACUUUUAAUCUGUGCCAUACUUUGGCCAUAUCCACAGGAUGUAAGCAAUUCUAUGCAACCUAAAUGCAUCUGGUAUAUCAACUAUUUAUGUGUCAGAGAAAGCAUUAUGAAUAAGAACUCUUUUUUAUAUUUUUCUAUGCUUUUAUGUAUGCUUUUCUUUUUUGGUUUGUUUUUAUUUUUUAAUUUAAAGGCCUGAUUACUCAAACUUUUAUGGCUAUGAGAUUUAUGUUAUGUUAUGCUGCACUAACUAUGAAGAUAAUACAUCAAACCUUUACACUACCUUUACCCUCAUCCAAGAGCUAGAUUCCAAGAAAGAUCGGAUGUAUAUACAUUAACAUAAAUAUCGACGUGUCUCGUGAUGGGUGAUGUACAUUGUGUGUUUACAAAAGGUCUCGUGAGCCCCGUUCCCAUUUAAACCUAGCCGCAUCAAUUAGCUGAGUUUAUCGCCCACGUCAAGAUUUUUUUAGAACGUUCAUGUACAAACAUAUGCACCAACUGCUCCUAUGAAAAGUAGUCCAUGCGUAUGUUUUCUCUAUUCGAAUAUUAAUAUCCAUAUCUAAUCACGCUCCUGCUUUCAAGAUACAGUGCAUGUUUUCUCCACUUCACCACUGGCAUAGUAAAAAAAAAAGUAAAAAAAAAAGAAAAAGAAAAAAGUAUUUCUUAUCCUGUAAAUAAAACAAAGCUUUCUUUUAUACACAUAGGAUCUUUUUUGGUUAAUUUUCCAGUUCAGUACAGAGCAUGUGUGAAAGCAAACAGUGGAGUGUGAGAGAGACACUCUUGAGCACAUGCCCUACGUGGAAGGAUAAUCUCCACGCUUUGCCUAUGACCAACCCGACCCAACCUGCACAACAGACACAGAAUUAAACUGUGAUGAGAAACUUGACCCUGUUCACGCUGGUAGUAUCAGGACACCUGUGAUGUACUCACUUUGGAUGUUGCAUGUUUUGUUGGUGAUUUGUUCAUACUAUUUUUGUGUCCAGAUUCUGCUCUACGAAAAGAAAGACAAUGAGACUAAUGGGGUGUGGUGUGGUGGUGGGGGGGGGGGGAUAACUGAAAUUAUUAUCUAAGGAUGUAUGCUGACUGUACAAAGAUAUGCUUGUAUAAUCUGUCUGGUUUUCCACUCAAUGUAAACUGAAAAACAAACAAACAAACAAAAAAAAAAGAUCUAAUGUCAUGGUUUUUUGUGGUUGUACACAAACGGUAUUGAUAAAUUAUGCAAAUUGUGCUGUACAAAAGGCUGUUGCCCUAAAUAGUCUAAAUAUUAAAUAAUAUAUGUAAAAUUCUCACAGA